Macadamia integrifolia is the source of this 2254-nucleotide messenger RNA. Its product is annotated as auxin response factor 17-like. Gene Ontology annotation, molecular function: DNA binding. Gene Ontology annotation, biological process: regulation of DNA-templated transcription; response to hormone. Lineage: Eukaryota; Viridiplantae; Streptophyta; Magnoliopsida; Proteales; Proteaceae. The coding region runs from base 168 to 1961 and encodes 597 amino acids. The record is from RefSeq and is a predicted model, not a curated record. The transcript is spliced from 3 exons. Gene Ontology annotation, cellular component: nucleus.
CUUUCUCUCUCUUUGUGUUCUCUUUACUUUCUCUCUUCCUUUCUGGUUGAGUGUGAACUCUUUUUGUAAAACUCCAGCACAGAAAGGGCGAACUAACGAGAGAGGCAUAAGGGUUCUCUCUCUUUCUGUGUUGGUUUCAGAUCUUUGAGCUCUCGAGAGCCCUAACAAUGGCGUAUGCGAUGGCAAACCAGCUUCGUAGUGUCGAUCCAAGUAUCUGGAAAGCCUGUGCAGGAAACUCCGUUGAAAUCCCCAAUGUCGAUUCUAGGGUUUACUACUUCCCCCAAGGUCAUGCCGAGCAAUCCAAGUCUCCACCGGAAUUCUCAUCUCUUGUCUAUGCGCAACCAUAUGUGCACUGCCGAAUCCUUUCCGUUCGCUUCCUUGCUAAUUCAGACACCGAUGAGGUUUUUGCGAUGAUCCGCCUGGAAGCCAUCGAUCGAUAUCAUAGUUUUGGAGUUCACUGUAUGUCGCCUGCUGCUCCAGUAGCUUCGAAAGGGGAUCUGGAGGAGAGGAAGAUUGUGUCAUUCGUGAAGAUCCUUACUCCCAGUGAUGCUAAUAACGGUGGCGGCUUCUCGGUUCCAAGGUUCUGUGCUGAUUCGAUCUUUCCGCCUUUGGACUACAAAGAAGAACCGCCAGUACAGUCAAUUUCAGUGAGAGAUGUUCAUGGAAUGGUGUGGGAGUUCCGGCAUAUUUACCGUGGAACUCCUCGGAGGCAUUUGUUGACCACUGGAUGGAGCAAGUUUGUGAAUUACAAAAAGCUAGUGGCUGGUGAUUCUGUGGUUUUCAUGAAGAAUCCGAAUGGUGAGCUUUUCGUUGGGAUCAGAAGGACUGCGAGGGGUAGCGGGAGUGUAGAUUCUGUGGGAUGGAACUGCCAAUAUGCGUCGGGUGCUUCUGCUAUGGUGAAAUUGGAAGAAGAGUUUCGAAACAGAGAGGGGUUUUCGAGGACCGAGAGGGGUAAGGUCCCGUCUGAAUCAGUGGUGGAAGCUGCUGAAUUAGCACGGGCAGGUAGGCCUUUUGAGAUUGUUUAUUAUCCCAGAGCAGGUUCACCGGAUUUCGUGGUGAAGGCAGAGACUGUGGACGAGUCUCUGAAUAUUAUUUGGACGGCAGGAAUGAGGGUGAAGAUGGCCGUGGAGACAGAGGAUUCAUCUAGGAUGACAUGGUUCCAGGGUACUGUUUCAUCAGCUGCAUUCAUAGACACUGGGCCAUGGCAUGCCUCACCUUGGCGUAUGCUUCAGGUUACAUGGGAUGAGCCUGAAGUUUUGCAAAAUGUAAAAAAAGUAAGCCCAUGGCAAGUUGAAUUAAUUGCAACCACACCACCACUUCAGACACCAUUCCCUCCCACAAAGAAACUUAGAGUUUCUCAAAAUCCUGAUUUUCUUACACCUACAGAGGGAGGCUUGUACUUUCCUAUGGCCGGAUUAACUAAUUCAAUGAUGGGGAAUUUGAGCCAACCGUUGUUUGGUUAUAAUUCUCUUCCUGUGAGCAUGCAGGGAGCCAGGCAAGAUUCAUAUUAUGUAUCAAGUUUAUCAAAUUUUGUAUCUAACAAUAGUCGUCAGAUGGGCUAUGAUAAUUUGUAUGGUAAUGUGGCACCCAAGUCUAGUUGUGUAUCUACUGAAUUGAACAUUGGUAGCGCGUCACAAUCUGAUAACUCAUCACCAAAUAGUCAAAGCAGUGUGCAUUUCUUUGGUACAGAACUUCUCGUCAAUCGUAAUCGUAACACAACCACAAAAUCUGGUGUGUGUUCAUUUCAAUUGUUUGGUCAGAUAAUCCAGACAAACCAGCCGGUUGAGAGUGGAUCAGAUGAUGUUGGGUGCUCGGAAGAUGAUGGCAGUAAAGGAUACAAAGAGAUUGAGGGGAUCAAUAACCUACUGGAUCCUUCUCCAUCGUGCUCUUACAACAAUCUAUAUAAUGGUGUUGAUGUUCCAUGUCAACGAGGCUCAGCUGUGGAAGCAUGCUCUUUGUGAAGGUAUAGUGGUUGCAUUGUGUCAUCCAGAUGAAAAGCUGUACAGACCUGUCUAGACAAGGCGGGAAGCUGACUAUGUGGCUGACCUUUGAAGUAAAGUUGAGAUGUUUCUGGCUGCUGUGCUUGAAGCUUCUAGUUUGUAGUCUAACUUUGUGUUGAUUUGUUUCUAGCUGCUGUAUUUCAACAUUUCCAGUUUGAAGUUCGACUUUGUGUUAAUGUGGAACCAUUAUAAUCUUGUUCUGAUUUCUUAAAUCAUUUAGUAGACUAAAGACAAUUUGAGAGUUUUGGAUUUAA